Molecule: messenger RNA, 1591 nt
Organism: Actinia tenebrosa (Australian red waratah sea anemone)
Lineage: Eukaryota; Metazoa; Cnidaria; Anthozoa; Actiniaria; Actiniidae
Product: QRFP-like peptide receptor
Biological process (GO): G protein-coupled receptor signaling pathway
Cellular component (GO): plasma membrane
Molecular function (GO): G protein-coupled receptor activity
Source: RefSeq, a predicted model, not a curated record
UGGCUGUCAGUCUGAUGGCCAAAAAUGUACCUCAUAUUAGGACGACACAGUUUGACCAGAUGUUUUGAUAAAGCUAGGAACAUACAUAAAUGUUGAGUCAAAUUUUACCAUGGUUUAGUAGCAAAUGAGGCCCGAUMGACUAUUAAUACGGAUCUCAUAUAUGCCUGAAUACUUCUACAUCUGAGGGUUCAUGAGCAAAGAAGGAACAGAAACAGGAAUCUAAUUAYAUAUUGAUUUUGGCCGUAAAAUUACGUGUACGUGGAAAAAAAGAACCCCGUCAAAAGGUCUUGUAUCGUCGUGCCAUGGACAAUACAAACAACACGACUGCUGAAGCAAUGUGUACCGAUCCUCCCAUCAACGCGACCGCUGAAUGGGUUAAGGCAGUAACAUACAUMAUCCUUGCCAUCACAGCCUUGAUCGGCAAUAUCAUUGUGAUCCGAGUCUUCACGACAAGCCAACGAAUGAGAACCGAAGUGAAUCUUUUGAUCGUAAACGUCGCGGUCGCGGAUUUACUGAUCGCAGUGAUAAACAUGCCGAUGAUGGUGAGGUACUUUGUGCGGGCCGCCAAUCACCUUCCUACAAUCUGGUUUGGUGGAAUUUUUGGAGAAUUKCUUUGCAAAAUUGUGAGCUUUGUAAGUGGUGUUUCCCAGAACUGUUGCAUACUAUCCAUGACAGCUAUUGCAUUUAACAGAUACUUUGCUAUCAUGUUUCCGCUGAAAAGCCCUCUAAAUGCUACCAAGACCAAGGUUCUUAUUGCCUUUAUAUGGCUGUGYUCGUGUGCAAUAUGUUCUCCUGUGCUCUAUGCAAUGCGGAUACUUGAAGUGGAAGGCCAGUACCACUGCAUCGAAAAAUGGCAAUGGGACGAGCCGUUAGACAGCAAGAACAAUGUAGACGCCCCUAAGUAUUACACCCUUGCUCUUUUCAUUUUAAUGUACGUAAUUCCCCUUGUUCUUAUCACUUAUCUCUACUCGUGUGUUAUUCACAAAGUAUGGAUACGACACGUACCAGGAAAUGUCACAGUGGCCAAUCAGAGACUCGAGGACGUUGCUAAGAGACGCGUGCUUAAGAUGUUGAUUACAGUGGUGGUAGCCUUUGCACUUUGUUGGCUUCCAUUCCACAUCUACCUCAUGAUGGUCAACUUCAAGUACGGUAUUCAUAGCUGUGARAUAUCACCAUUGAUGCUAUUUCUUGGGCUUCUGUUGGGACAUUCAAACAGUGCUAUCAAUCCCUGGAUCUAUUUUGUGUUUAAUAAAGAUUAUCGUCGUAAUAUCAAAGACUUAUGUUCGUCCCCGUGUAAUAGUCAAACAUACAAGACCGUCAGACUCUACUCACAUACAACGCGAUGCAGCACCAUCAAGUCUACGAAUGGACAGACUAGUGGAGGAAAGGAUAUUGAGCUCCAAGAACUCAAAAACAACAUCGAUUCAAGCUCUUAAAAACAACUUCUUACAUAUAGGUGGCUUUUGUGAUUGACAGAUCAAGCAUCCAAUCAGCAUUCGUCUAUCUGCGCCAUCUUGAAAAGUAACCAAGCCUUGGUAUGAAACCGAGGAUGGAAAUAGAUAGAAUACAUUCAAAGUCAACGAGAAAAAAA